AUGUCUGCUUUCGAGGUUUACCGUAGGAAAUUCAAGCCAGCGCUUCCUCGUGCAAUUCAGGGCGCAAGCUAUCAUCUCCACACAGAAGAGAAGACGCACCCUGUCGCUGACGAGCAGGAUAUAGCGGCGCUCUUCCCGAAGACCACGCAUCUUCCCCUUCUUGACAUUCAGCCCGACACUGGUGCACCGAAGCUCCUUGAGCCAAAGAGGGUUGGAGUAAUCUUCUCUGGAGGACAAGCCCCCGGUGGUCACAAUGUGCUCUGUGGUCUCUAUGAUAAGUUGCAGCAGAUCGCCCCCAAGUCUGUUCUCCUCGGGUUCCAGAACGGACCAAAAGGCCUUAUGACUAACAAGUAUGUUGAGCUCACGGAGAAGUUCCUCGAGCCCUUCAGAAAUAUGGGUGGCUUCCAUGCUAUCGGGAGUGGCCGCGACAAGAUUGCUAAGCCUGAGGAUUUUGAUGCAGCCGCCAAAACUGCAAAGGACAAUAACCUUGACAUAAUUUGUAUCAUUGGGGGAGACGACAGCAAUACUAACGCAUGCCUCCUCGCCGAGGACUUUCUCAAGCGUGGUCUAAAGACUGCUGUAAUCGGCGUUCCCAAAACAAUCGACCGUGACCUGUACUCCACGAAGGGGAUCGAAUGUUCCUUCGGGUUUGAUAGCUCUACGAAAGUCUACGCAGAGCUCAUAGGCAACAUAUGUUAUGAUUGUCUUAGCGCUAAGAAGUAUUGGCACUUCAUCAGGCUUAUGGGCCGUUCGGCCUCUCAUAUUACGCUAGAGUGCGGGCUGCAGACACACGCAAACAUCUGCCUCGUCGGUGAAGAGAUCCUAAGUAAGAAAAUGACAUCUCGCCAGCUGUUUGAAUAUCUGGCUGAUUGUGUUACGAAGCGAGCUGACAGUGGCAAGAACUAUGGGGUCUGCUUGGUUCCAGAGGGACUUAUUGAGUUCAUUCCCGAGAACAACGAGCUCUUUGCAUACCUCAAUAACACACUUCUGCCUCACUGGACCGGAGAGCUCACUGCGGACGCCGUGGCGGCUAAGCUUCCAGAUCCACUGAGAACGACCUUCAUGGCAAUUCCCGCCAGUAUCCGCACCCAGUUGCUUCUUGAUAGAGACCCCCAUGGUAACAUUGCAAUCUCUCAGAUUGAAACGGAAAAGUUUCUGGGGGCAGGGGUGCAGCAAGUGCUGAGGGAGCGCGGUUCAAAGACAAAGUUUACUCCGCUCUAUCACUUCUUUGGCUAUGAGGGAAGGUGUGCUGCGCCCUCCGACUUCGACUGCUCCCUUUGUUAUAGCUUGGGGGCUGUUGCAGCAAUCUUGGGUUGCAAUGGAAAGACAGGCUACAUGGCCUCUCUUCGCAACCUUGUCAGGCCUCCCGCCGAUUGGUCUCCUAUUGGCCUUCCUCUUACAUGCCUUAUGAACAUGGAGAUGCGCCACGGCCACAAGACCCCUGUCAUUAUGAAGCAGAUGACCGACCUGAAUGGCAAUCCGUACAAGCUAUUAGCAAGAAACCGUGACACUUGGCUCAUGAAUGAUGAUUACCAAAACCCAGGGCCAAUCCAGCAAAUUGCUACAGAAUCUGCAGAGGGGACCGCUGUCUGUGCACGCCCCACGAUAACCCUGAUCGAAGAGGCUCGAAAGUAA
This is a messenger RNA of Giardia duodenalis, 1635 nucleotides long. Its product is annotated as Diphosphate-fructose-6-phosphate 1-phosphotransferase. Gene Ontology annotation, biological process: glycolytic process; response to glucose; fructose 6-phosphate metabolic process. Gene Ontology annotation, cellular component: cytosol. Lineage: Eukaryota; Fornicata; Diplomonadida; Hexamitidae. The transcript has a single exon. Gene Ontology annotation, molecular function: diphosphate-fructose-6-phosphate 1-phosphotransferase activity; ATP binding; 6-phosphofructokinase activity. The record is from RefSeq and is a predicted model, not a curated record. The coding region runs from base 1 to 1635 and encodes 544 amino acids.